UAUGUUCGAGAAUGGUUGGGUUUGAUGGCGUGUAGUGAUAUUGUUGAAGUUGACGAGACUGGUGAGAAAUUUUGGAUCAAGAAAGAGCGAAUACCACUGAUGACAGGCGAUACUAUGAGUAAAAUGUUCGUCUAUCUACAACAUCUUCCGAUGGUCGGAAAAGUUUACUCACAGCUAUCCGAAGUGAUGAGGAUUGACGGACCACUUGGUUUGGACAAUGAUGUAUUCGAUGAUUUCCAUUUACGUAUGUCAGCAUUCUCAGAAGUUAGACAUAAAAAAUUUUUGAUCAAUGAUUAUUUGCCGCUUACCGGAAUGAAGGAAAAGUUGGAAAACGAAGUGUGUCAAGUUCUGGAUGUGGGAUGCGGUAGAGGAAUGCAUGCAGCUGAGUUCGGUGAUUCACUUCAAAUUUUUUUAUUUGCUCUCCACACUUUUUAA
Messenger RNA from Anisakis simplex (herring worm), 435 nucleotides. Lineage: Eukaryota; Metazoa; Nematoda; Chromadorea; Rhabditida; Anisakidae. The record is from the annotation of a GenBank genome assembly.